AUGAAAUUCCAACUAGCUCUUUUAUUUCUUUAUUCUGUUAGUGCUAAAAAUUUGCCACUCAAAGGUUUGUUCUUCCAUUUUUUUCGGAAAUGCGUUUCAAAUUGUUUAUUGUCUUAAAAGUUUAUUAGUUUUUGCGUCUCAAAAAAUUCUCGUUCAAAAACUAAUAAACACAACACACAUAUAUAUAUAUAUAUAUAUAAUAAAAAAUUUAAGGGAUCUUUUUCCUUUUUCGAAAAAAGCUUUUAGAAAGGAAAUCGUAAAAGUUAACAGCCCUUUUCUUUAUAUAUAAAAACCAUUCCUUUUUGAAAGGGGAAUUCUGUGAGAAAAAAAGUGAAAACCCCCCGCUCGUUUAUUUGAACAUGAUAAAAUGUUGCGAUUGACCUAGAAAACAUUUUUCCAGGAGGUUGCGAAAAUUCCGGAUUUUUUGUCAGCGAUAACACUGUUUUGAAAUCACAAGAUGCAAUUGUAUACAAAGAUACAUCAGAAGAUGAAUGUUUGAGAAUUUGCCAUCAAAAUCGUGAUGAAUUUGAGCGACCAAUCGAUUGCUCAUCUUUCAGUUAUGAUCAUUCCACAUUUAGCUGCACAAUUUACAAAGAAAAAUCAGUUCCAUUGGGAGAGUCAGAGAUUUCACCUUCAGCGGGAAAACGUUAUUUUGAGAAAGUUUGCCUUCCAAAAAAUCUCCCACAAUGCUCUGCUUCUCAAUUUAUUCGAGUUGAUCAAAGUGUUUUGGUUGGGUAUGCUGCUAAUUUGACUCUUGUUGAUUCAAUUGAACUUUGCAUUGCACAAUGUAUUCAAGAGCAAGGAUGUUUAGUAAGUGGAAAAAUAUUGGAGGAAGGGAGGGGUAGCAGUUUCUAGGUGCACACCGCUUAUAGCAGACCGCUAGAUGCAGACAGCAAAUCGCAGUCCGUUAAAUGCAGACCGUUCAUUGCAGACCGUUAAAUGCAGACCGUUGAUCGCAGACCGUUAAACGCAGACCGCUGUUUGCAGACCGUUGAACGCAGACCGUUAAAUGCAAACCGAUAAAAUUGUUUUUUCCAGUCUGCCAUGUACUUCUACGAAGAUGGAGAAUGUAUCACAAACAAGGAAAGUGCUUUGACAAAACCAGCGGCUUUUUCAAAAGAAGAAAAUGACAAAGUUGUAUAUUUCCAAAAUGGAUGCGAUCCAUCUGAAGUUGUAGAAGCUUCUGGAAACUCAGAAGAAAUUGUAGAAGAAGAGGAAGAAGCUACAACUGUUUCAACAACUACCACCACUGAAAAAACAACAACCACCACUGAAGAAGCUCCUGUGGAAGAAGAAGAAACUGAAGCUGCUGAAGAGGAAGAAGGUGCUGAAGAGGGAGGAGAAGAAGCUGAAUAUGAGGAAGAGGAAGAGGAAGAAGAAGAAGUUACAACAACAACAACUCCAAAACCAGUUCAAAAACCAAUCAAAAAAAUCAAGAAGAAUCCAAAGAACUUUGCAUCAAAAACAUACAAAGCUUUAAAGAGUGAAAAAACUGAAAAGAAAUUGAAUAUUCAAAAAGUUGAAGAAGCUCAAGAAGAAGUAGAAGAAAAAGAGGAGAAUUAUUUCUCAGAAUGGUCCGAUUGGACACCAUGCACAAAAAGCCAAGAACGUCAAAUUCGACGAAGACGUUGUUUGAAUUUGAGAAAAUGUUUGGGCGCUUUGAUGCAGGUUCAAAAUUGUCCAUCGAUUAUUCCAACCACUUCUAGUAGGUUUUUCUGGGAAAUUUUGAUAUAAAAUCAAGAAAAACUCGAUAUUUCUAGCUCCAUCCAACAUCGAAUCCAUCCGAUCUGUUGUUAAUGUAAAUGGUGAAGAUUAUGAUGACACAUCAAUUCCAAUUGUUUCUGAACCAAUUCCACAACUUCUCAAUGAACAAGUCUGGGGACCAUGGCAAGGAACUUGUCAGGUAUGUGAUAAAAAAAUUUUCUCAAAAAAAUUAGGUUUGAAGAAUGCAAUUUUUUUUGAGUUUCAUGGGGAAAAACAGGCAUGUGCAUCUCAUCCGCCGGCCGGACGGCACGGCAGCCGUGUGGGCGUGGCUUCGCCGUUUCGCUGGCCGAGCAGCAAAGAAGAAACAGCAGAGAAACAGCAGCCGCGGCAUGCCGGCCGGCUGCCGUUUUUCAAAAUGGGAAGGAGAAGGUCGUCGCUCCGCCCCCUGCACACAACAGACACAACAGCGCGCAACCCGAAAACCGUCGCACACACAAUUUAUUUAAGUAGUCUCGCGUGCGCGUAAAUCUAGCUAUCUUUUUCAUUAUUUCAUAGUGUUUUUGGAGAAAUUUUUUGAUGAUUUCGAGACAUUUCUUCAAAAUGGGAGCGGCAAUGCCGGCGUUUCGGCACGGCAGCUGCGGCAUGCUGUUUUGUUGAUUCUUUUCAAAACGGCAGCGGCUGCUGUCGCCGUUUUUGAAACGGCAAAACGGCGGCGUAGCCGGCAAAAUGAACAUGCCUGGGGAAAAAACACUACAGUAUGCUAAUAAAAACACAAUUUUUUGUAUUCAUAGUCCUUGGAUACUAUAAAAAAUAUGAAAUUUGCAAAAAAACAUUUUUCAGCACUUUGCAUCAUCUCAACCAUGUAACAAUGGAAAUAUGAUUGGUUUUGAGUCUCGUGAAUGUAUCGCAAAAGAUCCAGCUCAAUGUGAAGGACCAUUUUUCAGAUAUUGCACACUUACAUGUUAA
Messenger RNA from Caenorhabditis angaria, 2670 nucleotides. Lineage: Eukaryota; Metazoa; Nematoda; Chromadorea; Rhabditida; Rhabditidae. The record is from the annotation of a GenBank genome assembly.